UCAUUUUCAAGUCGACUUGCUACACAGAUCUGGUCAGAGAUGCAGAGUGAUUUCCUACCAAACUUCAUUCUUUGCAAUACCACACAGCGAUUUGUCCGUUCAUCGAAAGUUCCUCCUACUCAGAAACCAUCAGUGCCUUCUGCUAAGCCUAGUUUCUAUUGUGGUACUCAAGACUUAAAUGCAGCUCAUCAAAGUUUUGCACGAUUGCAUAGUGGAUUUUUUGGGAUACCACAUUUAUUUUCCAUAGUUAAACUUCUUGGAUCCAGAUCAUUGCCUUGGCUAAUAAGAGCUUUGCUGGACCAUAUAUCAAAUAAGAUAACUACACUUGAGCCAAUGAUCUCUGGAUUGCAAGAAGCAAUGCCCAAAUCUAUUGGAUUGCUUUCUUUUGAUGGUGGUGUUACAG
Molecule: messenger RNA, 403 nt
Organism: Camelina sativa (false flax)
Lineage: Eukaryota; Viridiplantae; Streptophyta; Magnoliopsida; Brassicales; Brassicaceae
Source: RefSeq, a predicted model, not a curated record